GUCCAUACUGGGUUCCAAGAACCUGCCGGACAUUUCCAGUGUUGAAGAGGCAAUACAGCGUCACUCAGAUCCGCGCUCUGGAUGAAGACACCGUUGCUCGGACGGUGACUGUAUCAUAGCAGCAGUACCUUACUAGUCAUAUGGCAGCAAGUGUGGACCGUACUACCACUAUAUCUUCGCCAGUACCUGUUGCGACUUCACCAGACUAGUUGUGUUGCCAACCAUGUCGAACGCAACCGACUACAAAUCCUCCAAAGAGGCUUUCGUCUCAGGAAUGACAGGCUCUAGUAUAGCUCACAUCAACAUGCUCUCCCUCGCGUCGCCGAUGUCUAUCCUGCUCUACUUUCUCAUCCGUCGCAUCUUGCCCAACCACUCUCUCGCGCUUUACAAAGAUUUCGUCAUCCUGGUAGUCCCGCUACUCGUCUCCAUCACCUUUUUUGCGGAAACUCCAAUGUCCACAGUCAAAGCCUUACUACCUUGGCUUUUGUGGUGCUCAUGGACACUCUUCGCCCGACGUGAAAACGCCAUACCUCUACCUUCAAGUAGAAACCCUGUCACGCCCUCUCCAUCUCAAGGCGGCAUAUCUCAAGAGGAAGAGACCCCUACAGCAACCAGAGAACAGCUCGCACCAUUGACCGUAUACCGCUCACAGAUGCUCCUCUUGACGAUGUUGUGCAUCCUUGCGGUAGACUUCCCCAUAUUCCCGCGAUCUUUAGCCAAAUGUGAAGACUUCGGGGUGUCCCUGGUAAGUUCUAUGGAUCUAGGUGUUGGCUCCUUCGUUUUCUCGCAAGGCAUCGUUUCUGCAGCACCCAUUGUAAAGGACCCAGCUCAUCUGAAGAUGCCUCUCACAACGAAGGUCCUGGCGGUGGCCUGGAAAUGUCUGCCAGUGGUCGUCUUGGGUCUACUCCGCACGCUCUCCGUGAAAGGCAUGGAAUAUCCCGAACAUGUAACGGAAUACGGAGUACAUUGGAAUUUCUUCAUCACCCUUGCAAUUCUACCAAUACUUCAGGCACUCUUACACCCACUCAUGACUCGCGCAUCAAUUGUGUUUUUGGGUGUAGCCGCUGGAACAUUGCACCAGGUGCUUCUGAACAAGGGUCUGAUGGACUACAUUUUUUCAGCUCCUCGUGUCGGUAUCGUGAGCGCUAACAAGGAGGGCCUAGUGUCUCUGACUGGUUACUUGGCGAUUCAUCUCCUCGGUCUGUCUAUUGGCACGCUCAUCCUUCCCCCGACACCAUCUCACUUUCGACGACGUAUCCGUGAAUUGAGGCAUGGUGGACACGGCCACAGAAGCUCACACAGCGAUGAGGCACCCCCGAGCGUUGAUAUCGUAACCCCCGCAGCGCGUGAGAACGACAAGACUGCGAUUGAGCUAUGCUCAUACGCUGUUCUAUGGUGGACCGUCCUUGGCGCGUUGCAAUUCUUCAAUGUCGGUGGCGGCAUAUCGCGACGACUGGUGAACGUGCAGUACAUCGUUUGGGUGACGGCGUAUAAUACUACAUUCCUUUUAUGCUACGUACUCCUCGACCUGGCCUUCUUUUCCGCGCCACAUAAUACCUCCUACUACUCUCCCGUGUCGAAACUGAAGGUGCGCCCAGACCCUGCGUUAGCGGAACGUCGGAAGUAUGCGAUUGCAUGGGCCGUGCCGCCCCUGCUCGCAGCCGUCAACAAGAAUGGGCUAGCACUCUUUGUACUGGCGAAUUUAGCGACGGGGCUCGUCAAUAUGAUUCUACCGACAAUGUACAUGUCUAAUUGGCUGGCAUUCUCAAUUCUUCUUGGGUAUGCAUUCGGAAUCGCGGGGUUAGCGUGGAAGUUCAGGCACAAACGGCUGGUGGCGCUGUGAUAAAGGCCUUCUUGGUCUUGAUGGGUUUAUGGAAUAUGGACGUGAAGAUGUCUCGUAGAUAACAUCAGCUGUGCGUCGAUUCGUCGAGUAUUAUACAUGGGGGCAUUUG
Molecule: messenger RNA, 1952 nt
Organism: Postia placenta MAD-698-R-SB12
Lineage: Eukaryota; Fungi; Basidiomycota; Agaricomycetes; Polyporales; Adustoporiaceae
Exons: 10
Coding region: 224-1843 (539 amino acids)
Biological process (GO): protein localization to plasma membrane; GPI anchor biosynthetic process
Cellular component (GO): membrane; endoplasmic reticulum
Molecular function (GO): glucosaminyl-phosphatidylinositol O-acyltransferase activity
Source: RefSeq, a predicted model, not a curated record